AUGGCUACUGGGAAGGGAGUUCUGCAGAGCCCUUCAGCUGAAAACAGAUGGCAGCGUGAAUCUGAGCAGGGCUGGGGCCGGAAGCCGGUGCUACUGGAGGAAAUGAACCACCUGGGCUCUGAGACUGCCCUGGGUGGCAGUGGCCAGGAUGAGGCCUGUGCCGAAAUGGUACUGUCAGUGGCCCCAGGCAAGCCCAGGCUGGGAAAGCUGAUGCCCCAGAAGACUUGGUGGGAACAGGGGCAGAGCGCCUUCACAGAGGUGCCUCGGCUCAAGAAGAGGCUCGGGGGCGAGCAGGCCCAGGACAGAGAGCACAGUGGCCCUGUAGGCCAGCCUGGCCCCCAGCAGCUGACCCUCGAUAUCCCCAGGGACCUAACUGGCAGCACCUGCAUCUCUGUGUGGCCCAGUGGAGCCUGCAGGGAGCAGAGAAGUGCCUUCAGCAAGCCAGCCAGGGGUCCAGCAGGGAGACUGGGACCAGCCUGUGUCUUUCAGGCCGGUGAACCUGCAGACGCCCUGGGAGAGCUGCUGGGACUCAUCAACACGGUUGAUGUCACUUGCUGGGGUCGACUUUCCCACUCCAAGCUUUUGGUGGGUGAUUUCUGGAACCUGCGAACAGUGCCACCAAAUGCUCCUCUCUGCGGCACUUUCCUGGGCGCCCCCAGGCUGUGGCUCAAGCACGCCACGGUCCAGAUCCCCACGCCCCCAUUGUCGUCCUCUACCAGCUCUUGGGCCCUGCUGCCCCCUACGCUCACCUCCCUGGGCCUGUCCACCCAGAACUGGUGCGCCAAGUGCAACCUGUCCUUCCGCCUGACCUCCGACCUGGUCUUCCACAUGAGAUCCCACCACAAAAAGGAGCGUGCGGGGCCCGACCUGCGUUCUAAGAGGCUGAGAGCAGAGGCCCUCACGUGCCCCAUUUGCCACGAGUACUUCCGCGAGCGCCACCACCUCUCCCGGCACAUGACUUCGCACAGUUAA
Budorcas taxicolor (takin) is the source of this 972-nucleotide messenger RNA. It is a transcript of the gene ZNF488, whose product is annotated as zinc finger protein 488. Gene Ontology annotation, cellular component: nucleus. The record is from RefSeq and is a predicted model, not a curated record. Gene Ontology annotation, biological process: regulation of DNA-templated transcription. NCBI's taxonomy places the organism in Eukaryota, Metazoa, Chordata, Mammalia, Artiodactyla, Bovidae.